CCUGGCGGACCGCGAAGAUGGCGGCGCCCAUGGAGGUGGCGCUGGUGACGGACGCGGCGGGGCCGCUGUGCAACUGCUCGGCCUGGGAGCUGCACUCGGGCUCGGCGCUGCCCGGGUACCGCGGCGGUAACAGCGGGCCCCGGGCGCUGGCGCUGCUGGGCGGCGAGCACCUGCUGGGAGCGCAGCUCGGCAAGAGCUACAUCAACGUCUGGGAGCUGCAGAGGAAGGACCAGCUGCAGCAGAAGAUCAUCUGCCCCGGGCCGGUGACCUGCCUGACGGCCUCUCCCAACGGCCUCUACAUCUUGGUCGGGGUUGCCGAGAGCAUCUACCUGUGGGAGGUCUCCAACGGGAACCUCCUGGCCAUCCUGAACCGACACUACCAGGACCUCACAUGCCUCUGCUUUACAGACGACAGCAGCCACUUUCUCUCAGGGGCUAAGGACUGUUUGGCCCUGGUGUGGAACCUUUACAGCGUCCUGCAGGCAGAGCCCUCCCAGAUCCCUGACCCACGCCACGUGUGGUCCCGACACAGCCUCCCCAUCACAGACUUGUGCUGUGGCUUUGGAGGGCCCUUGGCACGAGCUGCCACAGCCUCCCUGGACCAGACAGCGAAGCUCUGGGAAGUCUCCUCUGGGGAGCUCCUGCUUUCUGUGCUCUUCGACGUGGGCAUCAUGGCUGUGACUCUUGAUCUCUCCGAGUACCACAUGUUCUGCGGUGGCAUGGACGGAUCCAUCUUCCAGGUUGACCUCUGUGCCUGGCCGGUCCAGAGAGACCGGACCUUCCAGACGGAGCGGGAGAACGGCAAGGUCUUCAAAGGGCACAGGAGCCAGGUGACGUGCCUGUCAGUGUCCACGGAUGGCAGCCUCCUGCUUUCGGGCUCGCACGAUGAAACAGUCCGGCUGUGGGACAUCCAGAGCAAGCAGUGCCUCAAGACGAUGAAUCACAAAGGUGCGGUUACGAACGCCUUCAUCGUGCUGGCCCCUGCCAACAUGCUCAACCCCGACGGGAAGCCCAGCACACCCCUGCCCAAGUUCAGCAAACACCUGCACGGCACCGAGAGCAGCGACGAGCAGGGCAGCGAGGGGCUGACGCUGCGCCUGGGCCUCCACCAGCAGGAAUCUGGAGAAAGCUACCUGGAGAAGGCCAGGAAAAUGUACUCACAGAUGUACUCCACAAGGGAAAAGAACCUGGUGGGAGACCAGGAGCACCUGACGAUCCAGGUGAGUGAGCUGGAGGAGGAGGUGAGCACCCUCCGCAAGAUCAACAAGAACCUCUUCGACUUCUCCGCCCGCAUCAUCACCAAACCCACCAAAUGAAGCGGCAGCCGCUGCCCUCGCCCCCCCCCCCGCCUCUCCCUGCCCGGGGGCUCCGGCACACGCCUAUGGAGCUGGGCCUGGCAGCCCCCCCCCCGGUGCCAUGGGCCUGGGGCUGUGGGGGUAACUCGGGGACCGUUGUCAGCCCGAUUCACUGCUGGGGGCAGACUCAGAGCAUCCGGUUGCGGGAGGAGCAGCACCGGCUCCAAAGUGGGGCUCAGGAUGCAGCUCCUGCUCUUUCCCUGUCUCUUCCCUGGCCCUUUCCUGUUCUUUUUGUUACUUGACCCUGCGGUGCAGACGGAAGCGUGGGCUUUCUCCUAAAUAGGGGUUUGAGAUUGGAGUUUGGAGACCCCUUCCACCCAUCCCACCCUUGGGAAUGCUGCUCGGCAUCGCUGCACCCCUCACAGCUGGGACCCACUGGGGCUUGUUCCACACUCAUGACAGUGGGUCCUGAGCAGCUCCUGCUCCUGGAGGUGGGGGGGACAGGACAGGGGGACCAGGACUCUGCCCCAGGGUGCAGGGGGUGGUUUUGGGCCACGGGGCUGACUCCCGGGUGCUAUUUCCAAUCUCGUGAUGAUUUAUAUAUAUUUGGAUCCAGCUACUUUGGUUUUGGGGUGUUCUGGUGGGGGACUCGGCCUUUUGUAUCGUCAUGA
Messenger RNA from Melopsittacus undulatus (budgerigar), 1966 nucleotides. RefSeq names its product WD repeat domain 18 (gene WDR18). Gene Ontology annotation, cellular component: nuclear pre-replicative complex. NCBI's taxonomy places the organism in Eukaryota, Metazoa, Chordata, Aves, Psittaciformes, Psittaculidae. The coding region runs from base 18 to 1316 and encodes 432 amino acids. The record is from RefSeq and is a predicted model, not a curated record. Gene Ontology annotation, biological process: rRNA processing; DNA-templated DNA replication. Gene Ontology annotation, molecular function: protein binding. The transcript has 10 exons.